AACUUACUAAAGAAAUACACUUUAAAUAUGAUAUUAUACACACACUAAUUUAAAGUUGUCUAGAGCUGUCUGUGUAUUAUACUAUCAUUAAAAACUUGAACUAAAUCAAAUUAGUUGAACAUUCAAUUAUAAACGAAGGAGCUGCAAGAAUAAGCUGUAAUACAAAAUAAAAGAAACAAAAUAAAUAACAUUAAAAAUGUCUGCGACAAAUUUAUAAACCAUCCGAUAUUCUAUUCUCAAUUAUAUUAUAUUCGUUCUGUAAACAUAUACGCAUGGUUCCAACGAAGUACUAAUUUAUCCUGAAAGCGCUAAUACGUAUGACACCAUCGCUUUAUUAAUAACUGUUAUAUUCUCUCACCUGAUACCAUUCCACAAAACAAAUUCACUAAUUUUCUCCUUAAAACCUUCCAAUAUUAUUUUAUCUUAUCGAACCCGGCCAAAUAUUAAGGAUUAGGCCGCCGACUAACUCCUAUACUAUCUUAUCGAUUGGCGCAUUUUCCAACUUUGGCAGAAUUGAAUUAUGUUUAUUUAGUGAACGAUUAUUUAACAAUUUCGUUAUUGUCAAUAUUAAAAAAAAACUCAGUCGUUCAGUAUGGGUUAAUGAUACAGUUUGAAACAAAAUUUCAACACCAUGAAGGAAUAUACAAACUUGCAAAACGGUGUGAAACAUCGGGAGUUGAGCAGAGAAUCCGUGACUAGUGCUUUUCAUUUGACAGUGCCAACUAAAGAGACUUUGUUAUCUUCGAAGAUCAGUCUGUAUGUUGAAGAAACCAAACCAAAAAUUCCUGACGGUGGUUGGGGUUGGAUUGUCGUAGCUGGCUGUUUCUUCAUCAACUUAGUCGCUGACGGUGUCGGGUCAACCUUCGGAUUACUCAACGUGGAAUUCCUCAACGAAUUCAAAGCCUCCAACUCAGCAACAUCGCUCAUCGGAAGCUUGUUUCUUUCCGUACCUCUUUUACUCGGACCUUUAGGAAGUGCUCUGGUUGACAGGUACGGAUGUAAAUACAUGACAGUUAUCGGCAGUCUCGUGUGCAGUGCGGGUUUUAUAAUCAGUUCCUACGUCAGAAACAUAUGGCUGAUGUACAUCGCCUUCGGCCUGAUUAGCGGGGUGGGAUUUUGUUUCUGCUUUGUGACGGCUGUGGUCUCGAUCGCUUUCUGGUUCGAAAAGAAGAGGACGCUGGCUCUGGGUAUCGCGGCCAGCGGUACCGGGCUGGGUACCGUGAUAUACUCGCCGUUAUUGACGUAUUUGAUUAAGGAAUACGGGUGGAGAGGAGGGGUGUUGAUAAUGGCCGCGUUGUGCGCGCAUAUGUGCGUUAGCGGGUUUUUGAUGAGUGACCCGGCUUGGAUUAUUGAGGAAGAAAGGCGCGAACGAGUUUUAAAAGCAGCAAAACGCAAGAAGGAAAUGGCGAAGAAGAAUUUUGAAAUUGAAGAUAUUGAAACGCACAUACCACCAAAGAAAGGUAUUAAACACAGUACCUCAUUAAUACAACUACCUACAUUUUUACAGGAACACGAAAAGGUUUCGCUGGAAGUGCUAAAAAAAUUGAGCGAAAAUAAGAAGUUGUAUAAUAUUAUCCUCGAAAACUAUCCUAAUUUACUGUCCUACAAGAGUGCAUCUGAGACGAUAUUUCCAUCAGAACAAUCACUCCAAGAUCUCGAUGCAGUAAGAAUCAGGGUACCUGUUGAAUUUAGCAUGAAAUUAAAAAAUGUUGACACACAAGUAUCACCAAUUGGUACAGAAGAACCAUCCAGAAUACCAUUCUUCAGAAGCGACUCGAAAAAAAGGAGACCAUCUCAGUCACAACAGCAGCAAAACCGUCAUAAUUAUUUAAAAAAUAUGAAAGUGCAGAAGUCAAACUUGGGAUACAGAGGAGCCAUGUUGAAUAUUCAUAAAUACAAAUUGGCUUCGUCCAGUUGUCCUGACUUUUUGAGAAAUUCGACAUUGACAUUAGAUGAAGACGAGGAUGAAGAUUGGUAUGACGACUAUAUUGAUGUAUUCAAGGAUCUUACUCAUAUCUCUCUACUAAACUAUCUCCAUUUCUUCCUUCUUAGUUUAUCUACAAUAAUAAUGAGCAUAUGGUUUGUAGUGCCGUAUUUUUAUCUUCCUGUUCAUAUGAGCCUCACAGGCUAUAGCGAAGAUGAUGCCUCAUUUGCUCUAUCUUUAUUGGGGUUUACUAAUAUCAUCGGCAUGGUAGCUCUUGCUAUUAUUGGGGAUAGACUAAAUGCAGCCAAAAUGUACGCAGUGUGUUUAAUCUGUUGUGGAUUAACUUGCGCUGGUAUGAUGAUCUUUAGUGAGAAUUAUACUCUUCUACUUCUAGUCUGUGGAUUGUUUGGACUAUUUACUUCCAGUUGCUAUUCAUUGCAUCCCUGUAUAUUAGCUGACCUGGUACCACUAGAAAAUUUCACUAUGGCUUAUGGUUUAUCUUUGCUAUGCCAAGGAAUUGGAAAUCUAGCUGGCCCACCUACAGCAGGUCUUCUAUACGAUAUUACCCAGUCAUACGCACAAUCUUUCUACCAGGCAGGGUUUUGGGUCAUCAUUUCUGGAGUUUUAGUUGGUAUAAUACCUUAUACCGAAAAUAGGAAGAUCUUUAGCAAUUUGUAAAUUGUAAAACAUUAUUUAUUAUUAAAUUUGAAAUAUUAUA
This is a messenger RNA of Sitophilus oryzae (rice weevil), 2642 nucleotides long. RefSeq names its product monocarboxylate transporter 14-like. Bases 632 to 2602 code for a protein of 656 amino acids. The record is from RefSeq and is a predicted model, not a curated record. Gene Ontology annotation, biological process: transmembrane transport; monocarboxylic acid transport. The transcript has 7 exons. NCBI's taxonomy places the organism in Eukaryota, Metazoa, Arthropoda, Insecta, Coleoptera, Curculionidae. Gene Ontology annotation, molecular function: monocarboxylic acid transmembrane transporter activity.